AUGGGUCAGGGCCCGAGCUGCGGCGAACGCUUUGAAAAUGGCCUGUUCCGAGCUGUGCAGAAUGGGGAUUUGGAGCUCGUUGAUGCUAUGGUAAGGACCGAUCCAACUGUCUUGGAACAGACCACUCCUCGUAUGAAGAUGUCUGCUCUGCACAUCGCAGCUGCUUAUGGUCAGAUCGAGAUUCUUUCUAUGCUCUUAGAACGGAGUGUGAAUCCUGAUGUGUUGAAUUGCAAUAAACAGACCCCAUUAAUGCUGGCUACAAUGAAUGGGAAGAUAUCAUGUGUGCAGAGACUUAUUGAAGCAGGAGCAAACAUUCUGAUGUUUGAUUCUCUAAAUCGACGAACCUGUUUGCAUUAUGCUGCUUAUUAUGGCCACUCAGAUUGCUUAGAAGCUAUAAUUUCUGCUGCUCAUUCAGAUCCAGUAGCAGCCACUUGGGGAUUUCUCAGAUACGUGAACAUUCGAGAUGGAGGUGGUGCUACGCCAUUGCAUAUAGCUGCACGACGUAGACAGCCACGGUGCGCUCAGAUCCUUUUGGCAAAUGGGGCUCUUGUUUGUGCUUUAACUUGUGGUUAUGGCUAUCCGGGGAGUUCGCCUCUUCAUCUGGCUGCUCGGAGUGGUUCUUUAGAAUGUGUUCGGGAAUUGCUUGCGGGGGGAGCAGAAAGAUUACAAGUGGAUGCAGCUGGGAGAAUACCCUACACAGUCGCUAUGAAGCGCAAGAAUCGGGCAUGCGCUGCCUUGCUGAAUCCUUCAGCAGCAGAACCUCUUGUUUGGCCAUCAAAACUGAAGUUCAUCAAUGAGCUAAAUCAAGAAGCAAAAGCUCUGUUAGAGAGGGCCUUGGUGGAAGCAAACAUGGAGAGAGAGAAGGCCAUAUUGCAGCAGAUUUCCUGCUCACCUCCAUCUCCUUUACAAUCUGAUGUUGAGUUGGAUGAUGCAGAAUCCGAGGGAUGCAAUGUCGAGUUAUGCUGCAUAUGCUUUGAACAUGUCUGCACUUUAGAGGUCCAUCCUUGUGGUCAUCAAAUGUGUGCGCCAUGCACCCUAGCUUUAUGCUGUUACAAGAAGCCAAAUAUCUCGAGCAAUAGUCCUACUGCCCCGCUUUGCCCUUUUUGUCGAGGCAGCAUUACGCAACUACUCGUAGCCAAGAUCAAGGUGACUGAUAACGCAGAGUCUGAGAUUAGUUCAUCAAAACAAAGACGAUCGAAAAAGUCGAAUUUCAGUGAGGGGAGCAGUAGCUUCAAGAGCUUAUCUGCUUUGGGGUCAUUAGGGAAGAUUGGUGGCCAAAGUACAGGAAGGUUUCCGGUUGAAUGUGAUGAGGAGGUCGAUAAGAGUUUCUAAGUUGGCAUCUUCAGCUCGGAAUCUUGUUCGAGCUAAGCUGAUUAUCGAGUUGAUAUAAGAAUCUUGGAUAUGGAAGAACAGCAAUGGUCACGUUCACUAAAUCUACAAAAAUCUACUUGAAUGCCUGUGAAGCACGAGACGCUUCGUAGGUGAUCGAAUCUGUCGUCGUCGUUUUCUUCGUAGGUCAUGAAUGCUUGUCUGAGUACUUAUGUUCUUGAGUUCUAAUAAGGCUUUGCUCAUUAUUCAGUCAUAGCCACUUUUGGAAGGUUUAAUCUGAUCAUUUUUCCCUAUUCA
Cucurbita moschata (crookneck pumpkin) is the source of this 1626-nucleotide messenger RNA. RefSeq names its product putative E3 ubiquitin-protein ligase XBAT31. Gene Ontology annotation, molecular function: transcription cis-regulatory region binding; protein binding. The coding region runs from base 1 to 1332 and encodes 443 amino acids. Gene Ontology annotation, biological process: positive regulation of transcription by RNA polymerase II. The record is from RefSeq and is a predicted model, not a curated record. The transcript has 8 exons. Gene Ontology annotation, cellular component: nucleus. NCBI's taxonomy places the organism in Eukaryota, Viridiplantae, Streptophyta, Magnoliopsida, Cucurbitales, Cucurbitaceae.